This is a messenger RNA of Pundamilia nyererei, 3159 nucleotides long. It is a transcript of the gene mmp2, whose product is annotated as matrix metallopeptidase 2. The record is from RefSeq and is a predicted model, not a curated record. The transcript has 13 exons. Gene Ontology annotation, cellular component: extracellular matrix. Gene Ontology annotation, molecular function: zinc ion binding; metalloendopeptidase activity. Gene Ontology annotation, biological process: collagen catabolic process; tissue remodeling; proteolysis. The coding region runs from base 210 to 2180 and encodes 656 amino acids. Lineage: Eukaryota; Metazoa; Chordata; Actinopteri; Cichliformes; Cichlidae.
UUUCUUUCCCAACCUGGAGACUGCGCAGAAGGCGUCGGGGGAAAAGUGCAUGUGCAAGCAGAACUAAGAAAGUUCGCAGACCCGAGGUGCAGGAUGUCCCGUUAAGGAGAAAAAAAAAUCCUGCUGAGGAGCAGAAGCAACACAAGCUGACGGGCUGAAAGGACUGCGAACGGCACUUACCGCACAAGAUAUACUGUUAACCAGAGAAAAUGGGCUUUCCGACGAUAUUCAGUUGUCGUCGGAGUCUUCUCAAAUUGUUUUUGCUUCAGUUCAUCGUGUUCCAAACAGUAAAUGCUCGUCCUUCUCCUAUUAUCAGGUUUCCUGGAGACGAUACCCCCAGAACAGACAAAGAAGUUGCUUUGCAUUAUCUAAACAAGUUUUAUGGAUGCCCACAAGACAGAUGUAAUCUUAUGGUGCUCAAGGAUACCCUGAAGAAAAUGCAAAAGUUUUUUUCUCUGCAAGAAACUGGAGAGAUUGAUGCCAAAACUGUAGAGAUCAUGAAAAAACCCCGCUGCGGUGUCCCAGAUGUGGCCAAUUAUAACUUCUUCCACAGAAAACCCAAAUGGCAGAACAAGGACGUCACCUACAGAAUCCUGGGUUACACUCCCGAUCUGGAUGAAGAAGUCAUAAAUGAUGCUUUCUUCAGGGCCUUCAAAGUAUGGAGUGAUGUCACGCCACUCACUUUUACUCGCAUCAUGGAUGGAGAAGCUGACAUCAUGAUUAAUUUUGGCCGCAAUGAGCAUGGAGAUGGUUACCCCUUUGAUGGCAAGGAUGGCCUCCUGGCUCAUGCCUUUGCUCCAGGCCCAGGAAUUGGUGGAGACUCUCACUUUGAUGAUGAUGAGCAGUGGACACUUGGAGAGGGGCAAGUGGUGAAGGUGAAAUUUGGCAAUGCUGAUGGCGAGUUUUGUAAAUUCCCUUUCCUGUUCAUGGGCACUGAGUACAACAGCUGCACAGCUCAGGGUCGUGAUGACGGUUUCCUAUGGUGUUCCACCACUUACAACUUUGAUGAAGAUGGCAAAUAUGGCUUCUGCCCUCAUGAAUUACUUUUCACCCUGGGUGGAAAUGCAGAAGGGGCUCCAUGUAAAUUCCCCUUCAACUUUCAGGGGGAAAAGUAUGAUGGAUGCACCACUCAGGGCAGAGAUGAUGGUUACCGCUGGUGUGCCACUACUGAGGAUUAUGACCGCGACAAAACGUAUGGCUUUUGUCCUGAAACUGCAAUGUCAACAGUGGGAGGCAAUGCAGAUGGAAGCCCCUGUGCCUUCCCUUUCACCUUCCUGGGAGACACUUAUGAAUCUUGCACCACCUCUGGACGCAGCGAUGGCAAAAUGUGGUGCGCUACCACCAAGAGUUACGAUGAUGACCGCAAAUGGGGUUUCUGUCCUGAUCAAGGCUACAGCCUUUUCCUGGUAGCAGCCCAUGAAUUUGGUCAUGCUCUUGGUUUGGAGCACUCUCAGGACCCCGGUGCACUGAUGGCCCCUGUUUACACUUUUACUAAAGACUUCAGGCUCUCCAAUGAUGACAUCAAAGGCAUCCAGGAGUUGUAUGGUGUGCCAACAGACAAGCCUUUGCCUCCAACCCAGGGUCCUGUCACUCCAAUGGAUAUCUGUAAUGAGCCAGUGAUCUUUGAUGCUGUAGCACAGAUCAGAGGAGAGACAUUCUUCUUCAAAGACAGGUUCCUGUUCAGGUCAGUCAACUUUAGAAGCAAACCCAAUGGGCCAAUGCUAGUGGCCACCUACUGGCCUGACCUGCCCGCCAAGAUAGAUGCUGCCUAUGAAAAUCCAGAGGAAAAAACAGUCUUCUUUGCAGGCAAUGAAAUUUGGAUUUAUAGAGCUGAUCAGUUGGAGACAGGCUACCCGAAAAGGUUGUCCAGCCUUGGCCUCCCCACUGACCUGCAGCAAAUCGAUGCUGCCUUCAACUUUAGGAAGAACAGGAAGACUUACUUCUUUGCUGGAGACAAAUUCUGGAGAUAUGAUGAGACCAGCAAGACAAUGGACUCUGGCUUCCCAAAACUUAUUGCGGAUUCCUGGAAUGGCAUCCCAGAUGGCAUUGACUCUGCCUUCAGUCUUAAUGGCAUUGACUACAGCUACUUCUUCAAAGGCAACCACUAUUUCAAACUAGAAGACAGCAGCUUGAAGAUCGUGAAGUUGGGUGAAAUCACAAAGGACUGGCUCGGAUGUUGAACAUUUCCAAAAUGUCUCACAACUAACUUGUGUAAUGGUGACCUCUUGAGCCUCAUGAGGACAUUAUUGUAGUAUUGAACACAACUUAAGGUCGCUGCAGUGAAAACUGUUGUAAUUUUUCUAUCAUGGCAACUCUGCACGCUUUCCUGCAGCCUGUAUAACCGGUCUCCAGAUUUGUAGAACGCCACCCCUGAACCUUCUUCGUAGGCUGAACAUAUGCAACUGGAUAUUUGCUACAUUUCUGUGUGACUUUGACAUUUUAUUUGUUAUGCUGUUAUGCAGAUUUAUUACAAUAUGCACCCCAUCUUUUAUUAUUUUAUAGAUUUUUUUUCCCAAGUCAGACAUCAGGUAUGUCCACACUGCUUUAAAUGCAGUGCUAUACUGUGCUGGUCAAUAUUGCCUUUUUAUACAAAUUUGAUUUCUUUAACACCAUAUGAGGAAAUCAUGUUGGCUUAGAAUUAUUUCAGUGUAAUAAGUGCAGUUUAAUAAUUGUAUCUGUUUAAUUACGUUUUUCAUUGUUGUGCGCUACAUUUGAAAGAAUGAAUUUGCACAAUGUGACCGAAAAUGGUGCUUUUAGAGAUCGCUUUUUGCAUAUAGUCCUAUAUACAUUAUAUUCUGUAUAACUAUGUCUGAUUGGACUACUUAGUAUCCUCUGGAUGUAUAAAAGUAGUAUUCCCAGACACAUUAUCCUUCAUUUGAUUAGCACUUUGUUUAGGACUAUACAAGGGAGUGGCACAAUAGGAAGACCAAAUUAUUUCCGUGUCAACUCCAUGUUACAUUUCCCUACACUAAUGGUACAGAAAGAUUAAUGGCACAGGUUGCCUCUAGAGGCUGUAUAGGUUUCAUGCAUAAUGGAACCAUGACAAGAGUACCGCAGUAGUAUUGCUUAAUUAUCUUUUUUUACAUGUUUUUUCCUUGUGAUGGUUUGUUUAUGCUUUUUGCACUGUCAUCAAUAAAGAUGGUCAAUAUAAUAAAUCUA